CGAGAAUUGUUUGUCAUGUCUCGCAACUAUUUUUCAUUAACAAUCGUCGCGUUAAUAUCGACGACAACGAUCGACGUAACAUCAACAGAAAGAUCGUCGGUGAAUUCUUCGUCCUACGUUAAAUUUAUCGAAGAUCGAUCAAGGAUCGUCGGAUUGAUAGUACCUUCCUUCUUUCAUCUUCACAAAUUCAAAUUGGAAAAGUUAGAAAAAAUCACUAGUACUCCACCGACUACGGAUUGCAUUUGUGUACCGUAUUAUCUUUGCGACCCUAAUACUACAGUGAUCAUCGAUGGAACAGGAAACAUAGACAUAAGGUAUCGAAGAUGUACAGGAGAUCUCGAAGUUUGUUGCAAAUUACCUAACGUUACUGCAGCUCCUAUUGUCACUCCAACUACUAUGACUACUAAACCACCAUCAACGGCUCCUCCUACGACUCCUACAACAUUACCUCCUACAACACUACCUCCUACAACACCAUCUCCUACAACACCAUCUCCUACAACACCACCUACCACCGUAACAACUAUGCAACCUACGGCUCCAAUAAUCUUUCCAACAGGUUACCCUAUCCUACCUACUGGAAUACCUGGUAUUAAUUGUAUAUGCGUAUGGAGUUGGCAAUGCAAUCCUCAAGAUGUUGUAAUAAUUGGUACAUCCGGAGAAGGUAUUAUUAUUCCGCGUCAACAGACAUCUCUCUGUCCAGGUGUUGGACAGGUUUGUUGCAGAUUAACGUCUAACGUAAUACCAACUAUCAUCACACCUACUGUACAACCUCAGACAGCACAGAUUUGCGUUAUUUGCGGGAACACAUUGCAAUGUACUAACGGUGCUAAUAUCGUUAUACCAUCCGGGAGUGGACCUAUCACCAACGUUGAUACAACUGUUAUUAUUAAUGGUCUUGGACAAAUGAAAUUCCCAGGUACAUCAAAUGCCUGUUACUGUGUCAAAAGUUGGCUCUGUACUCAAGGAAAUGUCGUUAAUCUCGAUGGAGCUGGUAUUAUCGAUCCAAGAUUUACUAUUUGUACAUCGGCCGAUGAAGUUUGUUGUAGACCAGCUGGUAUCAUUGCAUCUAAUCAAGUCUAUUCUGAUUUUUCUGCUGGUCCACGUGAUCUUGUUAUUAAUAAUCCAAUAGAUCCUCUUGAUAUUCAAGUCGUAUGCGGUAUUCGUGGUACAGCUAAUGCACCUGCAACACCUUAUCCAACAUCAUCAGGUAAGACCUAUUUCGCUGAAUUUCCAUGGAUGGUAUCUCUUUUCGCGAAACAACCAGAUGGUAAAUAUCUGUAUCGAUGUGGCGCAUCUAUGAUCAAUAAUGGAGCUGUCUUAACUGCUGCACAUUGCGUUACAAAUCAAGAAAAUGGUGCAUUGGUCGCUCGAUUUGGACAAUGGAAUGUGAAAAAUAAUAGCGAACCGAUUCAAGAAGCAGGAAUAAAAGCAAUCAUUCCUCAUCCACUUUAUUAUAAUGCCGGUUUGUUUCAUGACAUAGCAAUUCUGAUUUUAAAUUCAACAGUUAACUAUGCAACAAAUAUUAUUCCCAUUUGUCUUCCACAACAAGGAAUGAUUUUUUCAUCUGGUACUAGAUGUUUUGGAACUGGAUGGGGCAGUAGUGCCUUUGGCUCAUCCGGUGAAUAUCAAGCAGAGCUAAGAAAAGUUGAUCUACCAAUCGUAGAACGAUCAGAUUGUCAAAAUCGUUUAAGGACAACGAAUUUAGGACAAUCCUUCUUAUUACAUGGUUCGUUCAUUUGUGCUGGUGGUGAACUUAACAAGGACACUUGCCGUGGCGACGGUGGUGGGCCUUUGGUUUGUCCAACUGCCACUGGACAAUUUAUUCAGGCUGGUAUAGUGUCCUGGGGUAUUGGUUGUGGCGAAUCUAAUAUACCUGCUGUUUAUACUAGCGUUUCUCAACACAAACAAUGGAUCGAUCAACAACUCGCAAAUUAUGGUGUACAAUAUAUGAAGACAUUGGUGUCACUUUUGGGUUGUAUCGCUCUAUGUUUAGCCGUACCAUUACCACAAGAAGAUAAAAAUUUAGAUAAUUUGAUCAGCAGCGUCUUCGGUAGACCACCUUCAUCAACAACUCAAUCAUCCAAUAAUGGCGACUUAAAUUCUCUCAUUGAGAAUGCUUUAAAGAACAGAGACGUUACCACUCAAAGAACGAUUCUUGGUACACAAAAUAAUCCAACUAAUAAACCAGACGAUUGCGAAUGCGUACCUUAUUAUCAAUGUAGAAACGGUACUAUCUUAAACGAUGGAGUUGGCAUCAUCGAUAUCAGGUCCGCUUUUGAUGAUAAAGAUAUUAAUGUUGCGGGAGUCUCUGGAUCGUGUGAUAAUUAUUUGGACGUUUGUUGUAAGCCACCGGAUCUUGUAAGGAAUAACGAGGAUCCAGUUACACCACCACCGGUAGUAAGAAAGGGUUGUGGUCAGAGACAUCCCAAUGGUGUUGGUUUCAGAAUUACUGGAGCAAUGGAUAACGAAGCUCAAUUUGGUGAAUUCCCAUGGAUGGUAGCCAUAAUUAAAGAAGAAGGUAUUGGCAAUGAAGGACAAAAAUUGAACAUUUAUCAAUGCGGUGGUGCACUUAUUCAUACUAGAGCUGUCUUAACAGCUGCACAUUGUGUCAAUGGAAAGAAACCUUCGGAGCUUAGAGUACGUGCAGGCGAAUGGGAUACACAAACGAAAAAUGAAAUUUAUGCUCAUCAAGAUCGUAAUGUAGAAGCUAUAGUAGUACACGAGAAAUUCCAUUCGGGUGCUCUUUACAAUGACACUGCCAUAUUGAUCCUUUCUGAACCAGUCGAAUUAGCUGAGAACGUUGACGUCGUUUGUCUUCCCGAUCAAGGUUCUGUGUUCGAUGGAAGCAGAUGUUUUGCCAGUGGUUGGGGCAAAGAUGUCUUCGGCAAGGAAGGUCAUUAUCAAGUAAUUCUGAAAAAGAUAGAUCUACCGAUCGUUCCUCAUGAUACUUGUCAAAAUACUUUACGUCAGACCAGAUUAGGAAAAUAUUUCGUUUUGGAUCGUACUUUCAUUUGUGCUGGUGGUGAAAGAGGAAAAGACACGUGCAAAGGUGAUGGUGGAAGUCCUUUGGUUUGUCCAUUAAAGAACGAUCCUAAUCGAUAUGUUCAAGCUGGAAUCGUUGCAUGGGGUAUUGGUUGUGGCGAAGAUGGAACUCCAGGUGUUUAUGCUAAUGUCGCUGAACUUCGACAUUGGAUCGACGAACAAAUAGUUUAUUAUAAUUUGGAUAAUACCAUUUAUCAAUACAAACCUUAAGAGAGA
This is a messenger RNA of Vespula pensylvanica (western yellowjacket), 3261 nucleotides long. RefSeq lists its product as uncharacterized. The record is from RefSeq and is a predicted model, not a curated record. The coding region runs from base 16 to 3255 and encodes 1079 amino acids. Lineage: Eukaryota; Metazoa; Arthropoda; Insecta; Hymenoptera; Vespidae. Gene Ontology annotation, molecular function: serine-type endopeptidase activity. The transcript has 12 exons. Gene Ontology annotation, biological process: proteolysis.